This is a messenger RNA of Geodia barretti, 567 nucleotides long. The record is from the annotation of a GenBank genome assembly. NCBI's taxonomy places the organism in Eukaryota, Metazoa, Porifera, Demospongiae, Tetractinellida, Geodiidae.
AUGGAAGAAUUCCCCGAGGCAGAGCUAAUCAACCUGCUGGAUGAGGGGCUCCUGGUCGACUUUACGGGUAGUCUCACCCCCAGCCUGCGACGGCGCAUGAGCGGCCUGAUCUGUUACUGCCAGGACCAUAGUGCCGAUGCGAUUGGGUUGGCCUGCUCGGUUUACGCCCCUGUGGUGGACUCCGCACGGGACCUCGUUGACGUUCCGCUUGUGUCCUCGUACGGCCCAGUGAUGGCCGAGGCAGUCGCGGCCGGCUCGCGCGUGGCUGUGAUCGCCACCAACGAGGCCACGAUGUCCGAUUCGGAGUAUUACCUGGAGAAGGCCGCAAGACAGUCCGGGAAGAAUAUUCAGGUCAAGAAACGUCUGGCCGCAGACCUGAUACAGGUGCUGAGAGAGAAGGGCCAUCAGGCCUUCGAGCACCGGUUGGAGCAGGAGACUCUCGCACUUUCCACGGAGACCGACGUGGUAUUGCUGACCAGUUCUCCUUCGCCACCGCUUUGGAACACCUGCGCAAGGUCUCUCCCGUGCCCGUGCUCUCGGCUCCCCAUAGCAGCGCACGGGCACUGA